UGUGGUUCUGGCCAUCCUACCCUCUGUCACAGUGUAGAUGAGAGCUUUUUGCUCUUAUCCAAUCAUGCCUGGAAUGCCGCUUGCCACUUGGGCUAUUUCUGCUAUCUGUCGCUCUUGGUGCGGCAGUGCUAACAGUUUGGCAGAUGGGACACUUUUUCUUGGAGUUGGUGUCGUUGGUUUUUGACUUCUGGCAGUGCCGGGCUUGUUGUUGCCGCUCGUCCUCUCCCUCCCGGCCCCCCUGGUCACCAUGGCCCAUCGGCUGCGGUUUCAUUUUGGCUCUAGUCGCAGCAACACAGCCCCCGAGUCAGAGAUCCUAGACCAGGAGAGAGAAGACGACUUUUUCAUGGCAUUCCACACCCUCCCGCGGAGGAGCGGCCCGCACCCUUUCGCCCAGAACGGACGGGAGGACAGUGGCAGUGGCCUACAAGAAGGCGUGGGCGCACUCAAGCGCAGCACGUCCAUGUUCAUCCCGCAGCUGCUCACGGGCAUUGACGCCCGCCCCACCCGCAGCUCMUCGGUGCAGAUCUCCCUGCAGCGCAAGGCCGCUGAUGGUGCCACCGACGGGUGCGGGCCACCKGAAGGCCCUGAUGACCGUCCCCCGAGCACUGCCUCCGACUUCGGGGACCAGGUCACCACUGCCUUGGCCACAAGAGCCUCGUCUCAGAGCAGCUCUCAGGAACCCUCACCAGGGGACACCCCCGGGAGCUCCCCUCCAAGGGCAGCCCGAGACCCGGGGCCCCAGGUCAAUGGCACAUGUGGUCGCCGSGUGCGAUGCCCUGGUCCAGCCAACAGCACCGAGGAGGCCACCCCCGGCCUUCGCAUCCAGCACCGAGCCUCCAGUGCAGAUGUGCGCCAGGUGCGGCUGCUGCCUUUUGGCCCCGACGGCCAGGCAGGCCCGGCUGCGCCUGAACCCAGGCGUUGGUCCUUGCAGCAUGUUCCAGAUGCUUCUGGAAGCUCUGGGAAACGGUGCUUUGUCUUCCAGUUGCAGCAGCCCCAACCAGGUGCUCCAGGACUGGGCGGGGACUUCAAUUUUGGCUUCACCGGCACAAAGGGCGACAGGUUGGUGAGGUAUCCGCGUAUUCGGCUGGAGAGGAGCACUUCUUACCCUACCCAGCCCCGAGCAGGGCSGGGGAGCCCCACAGAAGACCGGGGAGCCCCAGAGGCGCCACCUCGGGCUGGCAGGAUGGCUCCAGAGAUUCGUAGGACGAAUUCCAUGGAGAGGACUCCACAGGGUCAAGGGUGCACGUUUAAGAUCAGGCAAGAUCAAAACGCAGGGCAGCAGCAUUUCCGAAUUCUUGUUACUCGGGGACCUGAUGAAGAGCCCCAGAAUCCCGAGGAGGAGAAUACCAAGAGCCCUGCUUCCCCAGGAGCCAGUGCCCUGACACGAGACGACUUCCUGGGCCAGGUGGACGUGCCCCUUAAUCACCUUCCGACAGAAGAUCCAACCAUGGAGCGACCCUAUACAUUUAAGGAUUUUCUUCUCCGCCCAAGAAGUCAUAAAUCUCGAGUGAAGGGUUUUUUGCGGCUGAAAAUGGCCUACAUGCCGAAGAACGGAGGUCAAGAUGACGAGAACAGUGAGCAGACGGACGACAUGGAGCAUGGGUGGGAAGUUGUUGACUCCAACGACUCGGCUUCCCAGCACCAGGAGGAGCUUCCCCCUCCCCCUUUGCCCCCAGGGUGGGAAGAGAAGGUGGACAACCUGGGACGCACUUACUAUGUCAAUCACAACAACCGGACCACGCAGUGGCACCGCCCCAGCCUAAUGGACGUGUCCUCGGAGUCGGACAAUAACAUCAGGCAGAUCAACCAGGAGGCUGCACACCGACGCUUCCGCUCUCGGAGGCACAUCAGCGAGGAUUUGGAGCCCGAGGCCUCGGAAGGCGGAGAGACCCCUGAGCCUUGGGAGACCAUUUCAGAAGAAGUGAACAUGGCUGGAGACUCGCUUGGCCUGGCUCUGCCCCCACCGCCCUCCUCCCCAGUGUCUCGAACCAGCCCUCAGGAGCUGUCAGAGGAACUGAGCAGAAGGCUUCAGAUCACUCCAGACUCCAAUGGGGAACAGUUCAGUUCUCUGAUUCAGAGAGAGCCCUCCUCCAGGCUGCGGUCCUGCAGUGUCACCGACGCRGUUGCAGAGCAGGCCCACCUACCACCGCCAUCAGUGGCCUAUGUACAUACCACGCCGGGCCUACCUUCAGGCUGGGAAGAAAGAAAAGAUGCUAAGGGACGCACAUACUAUGUCAAUCAUAACAAUCGAACCACAACUUGGACGCGACCAAUCAUGCAGCUUGCAGAAGAUGGUGCCUCCGGAUCAGCCACAAACAGUAACAACCACCUAAUCGAGCCUCAGAUCCGCCGGCCUCGUAGCCUCAGUUCGCCAACUGUAACUUUAUCUGCCCCACUGGAGGGUGCCAAGGAUUCGCCCAUACGCCGGGCUGUGAAAGAUACCCUUUCCAAUCCACAGUCCCCACAGCCAUCACCUUACAACUCCCCCAAACCACAACACAAAGUCACACAGAGCUUCCUGCCACCGGGCUGGGAAAUGAGGAUAGCUCCCAACGGCCGGCCCUUCUUCAUUGACCAUAACACAAAGACUACGACAUGGGAAGAUCCACGCCUGAAGUUCCCAGUACACAUGCGGUCAAAGGCAUCGUUAAACCCCAACGACCUCGGCCCUCUUCCUCCUGGUUGGGAAGAAAGAAUUCACCUGGAUGGACGGACGUUUUACAUUGAUCAUAACAGCCAGGUGUUAUGUGGAGAGAAUGACCCCCGAGACUCAGUGCCCUCGUACGAUAGCAAAAUCACUCAAUGGGAAGACCCAAGACUGCAGAACCCAGCCAUCACUGGCCCGGCUGUUCCAUACUCCAGAGAAUUUAAGCAGAAAUAUGACUACUUUAGGAAGAAAUUAAAGAAACCCGCUGAUAUUCCAAACAGGUUUGAAAUGAAACUACACAGAAAUAACAUAUUUGAAGAAUCCUACCGGAGAAUCAUGUCUGUAAAAAGACCYGAUGUCCUAAAAGCUAGACUGUGGAUUGAAUUUGAAUCCGAGAAAGGUCUAGACUAUGGGGGCGUGGCCAGAGAAUGGUUCUUCUUGCUGUCCAARGAGAUGUUCAACCCCUACUACGGYCUCUUUGAGUACUCUGCAACGGACAAUUACACACUGCAGAUCAAUCCCAAUUCGGGCCUCUGUAACGAAGAUCAUUUGUCCUACUUCACUUUUAUUGGAAGAGUUGCUGGUCUGGCAGUAUUUCAUGGGAAACUCUUAGAUGGUUUCUUCAUUCGACCAUUUUACAAGAUGAUGCUGGGAAAGCAGAUAACUCUGAAUGACAUGGAAUCUGUGGAUAGUGAAUACUACAACUCUUUGAAGUGGAUCUUAGAAAAUGAUCCUACUGAACUGGACCUCAUGUUCUGCAUCGAUGAAGAGAACUUUGGGCAGACAUACCAAGUGGAUUUGAAGCCCAAUGGGUCCGAGAUAAUGGUAACAAAUGAAAACAAAAGGGAAUAUAUUGACUUAGUCAUCCAGUGGAGAUUUGUGAACAGGGUCCAGAAGCAAAUGAACGCCUUCUUGGAGGGAUUCACAGAAUUGCUUCCCAUCGAUUUGAUUAAAAUUUUUGAUGAAAAUGAGCUGGAGUUGCUCAUGUGCGGCCUCGGUGACGUCGAUGUGAACGACUGGAGACAGCAUUCUAUUUACAAGAAUGGCUACUGCCCAAACCACCCCGUCAUUCAGUGGUUCUGGAAGGCUGUGCUUCUGAUGGAUGCAGAGAAGCGGAUCCGGUUACUGCAGUUUGUCACAGGGACAUCCCGAGUACCCAUGAAUGGAUUUGCCGAACUUUAUGGUUCCAAUGGUCCUCAGCUGUUUACAAUAGAGCAAUGGGGCAGUCCUGAAAAGCUGCCCAGAGCUCACACAUGCUUUAAUCGCCUUGACUUACCUCCAUAUGAAACCUUUGAAGAUUUACGAGAGAAGCUUCUCAUGGCCGUGGAAAACGCACAGGGAUUUGAAGGGGUGGAUUAAGGCCUUCUGACUCGGGGCUGUCCAUCAAGCAAGUUCCCCUUGCACUUUUGCAUUUGCCUAACAGACUUUUGCAGAGCAGGGGGCAGAGACCACUGCACGUGCUGUCUGAGCCCGGCCUCCACCCGGGCCCUGCCCGAGUUCAGAUGCGGGAACCCAGUCCCAGCUCGAGUUCCCACCUCUUCCACCACAAAUCCUCAACUGGUUGAUGUGUACACUAAUUACAUUUCAGGAGGACUUGUUCUAUUUAUGUUGUGCCUCUGCAGGCAAAGCCCUUAAUAAAUAUUUUGCAUACUUUCUAAUGACAAUGAAUGGAAUUAAUCACUCCACAGGUAUAGUAUUACGACUCAUGUUUACUUUUUAAAAUGAUUUAGACCGAUUUUCAGAUUUUAUUUCAUUACAAUUAAAGAUGUCUCAUGUACUUGGAAAGUGAGCAUAUUUUUUUUGUAUUUGAAUUUCAUACCAAGCUUAAUGUUAAUGACAUUUUUAUUUUUGAAGUACUUUGACACCCCCCACCCUCUACUUUAUUAGAAUUGGAAGGCUCACUUUUGUCCAAAAGCCUUCCACGGACAAGUACUUUUGAAAGAAUUUCAAAUAUAGCAUUAGGCAUAAUGAUAAUUUUUCCAUACUCAGAAUGAAAAUAAACUGGAUAUUACUUUGUUUUGUACAAAUUUAGGUAAUAGCUACAGGCUGAGAGAAUUGUAACAUAGCAUGACAUUUGUGUUAACUUGAAAGGAAUCACACCAUUAUUCCUUAGAAGUAAUUGUGUGUGCUAUAACACAUCUGAGGCAGGGUUGGACUAUCAUUUCUCAUUGGAGAAAUUACUUAACCCUUCCUUGCUGUACAGUCAUCAUUUUAUUAUAUUUUCCCCUUUGCUGUCUGUCAUAGAGACAUUUUGAAUGAAACUUGGCAUUGCUUGAUUUGAAACUGCGGAAGCCAGAUCCGUUCUGUCUCCUCCGGGUGUGCAUUUGCCAACGGCGGCAAAGUAACCGGUUCCUGCUCUAACUGCGCCACUUCUGAAGGCACUUUAUGUACUACGCGGAGGUCAUAUCUGGUUCCAUUUUUGUUUUUUAACAUACACAUUAAGUGUGACGAUGAUCUCUUCUCCCUGCACACGUAUCUUUCCUGUGCGAUGUCUAUCAGUUGUGAAUCUGGCUGCUGGUGUAUAGAAACCCGGAUGAAAAGCUGAGCCUACCGACCUGUCCUCUCCAAUUGUUUUGUGACUUCUACUCUACUACAAGGAUUUAUUUAAUAUACACUUAAUGGAACCGAGUUCUGUUCCCUACGACCUGGUGCAUGCUUCAGUACCGUGUCCCGCCCAAGUCGUGUCUGUGGUACACUAGAUUAACAGAGACUCGGUUUGCUCCACUGAGGUCAAGCUGCUAAACUGGGGGUGGCGGAGGAUUGAGGGUGUGUGCACAGUUUGCUUCUUUUCCACUUUUAAGUCUCGUUGCAGAAUUCUGUCAUGUUUAGAGACUAUGUCUGAGACAGCGUGGGAGUGCAGUCGUCCUACCAUCCCUUUUAACUUGUUGUGUUUGUUGGGGAGCACUGGAGGUUUGAUCUCUUGGCAGGCAUAUUUAAGACAAAAUGUGAUUUUGAAGUCUCUGUAAUAGAAGAAAGAGCUCUGGUGUAAGAAUUUGCUCAUAUGCAAAUUAUGCAGCUCCGAAUGGCACGUGAGAUGCCCUGGGCGGCUGUGGCUGUGAAGAAGCACCGAGGCCUCAAGUUAUAGAAGGUGGAUUGCUGUGGAGCUCAGUGCUGGCUCCUGUUCAGAGUGGCUUAAAAUACCUAGGAGUGACCAGAAAACUUACAUGCUAAGUAAUUAUAAAAAAUGAUGUUGCUCAUUUUUUUUUUUUUGCCUUUUGGUGGGAAAUUUUCCCAUAAAACCAACAUGACAAAUGUCUCAGUGGUAAAGGUCCCUUUUUUGUUGCCCUCCUAGUCCAAAGUUAUAGUAAUCUUAAAAAAAAAAAAAAAAAAAAAACGUGCCAUUUGAGUUGAGCAGGGUCCUUGGAUGAAUUUUGAGAAUGAUCAUGUCAUUAUAGGAGGAGAAAUCUGAUUCUACUGUGAAAACUGGGAUUCUUCAGUCAUUUCAUAAACUGUGCAUUUCGUGAAUAUUUUGAUUUUUUUAAAAACAAACUAGCCCAGGUAUUGAAAAUAGGAAAAUAGAAACUAUUCUCAUCAUUUUUAAGCCAGGAACAGAAGAAUUACUGAAAUGUGCCCCUGAGAAUAUUUGAAUGAUGGUCAUUGUGAAUGGCACUUUAGUUUAUCUACCCCCUUGAUACUCCUCCAAUUUUUAACAAUUAAACAUUGCUGGAUUUGGGGGUUGGUUUUUGUUGGUUAAAUGAAAAUACAGUCACUAGUCCUCAGCUAUUCGUGAAGUUUCUCUCUGCCUAAAGGCCCCGAGUCUCUCCUAGAUCUUGUUGUCUGCUGUUGCCUACUCCAGGCAGCAGUGGAGAAUGCACUGCAGGAGGAGCAGGUUUCUGGGUCAUUCUCUGACCUCCCUGCUCCAACAGCUGUCCUGGGGGAGGAGGUUGGUGCUGCCUGUCCUCCUCAUCCCACCAGCCACACUGCUCUGCACUUCACCGUCUCUGUUGCCCAUUUGCUCCCAGGCCACAGUGACCAUCAUGACCCCUUUCCUCUGGCUCCCUGCAGAAGGUGGUUGACRGGGCUGAGAAGUGAGUGCUAGAGCUCGGGAAGGCCCUGAGGGUCACUUGGCUGCCUGUGGAUCCUGGGUGUUACUGUUCCUGCCCCUGGUUGGCCUUUGGAUGAAUUUGGGAAGUCCACAAACAGCGUUAGCUUCGGAGAGUGUUGCUUCUCCGCUCACUGCCCCUGGAACAGGUGACGGGAGACAUUUGUCUCAAUGUGUCUGACCUCGGUGCACUUUCCUUGUUUUUCUGAAACAUGGACUGUCCUUUUCUGCAGUCCUCUAACAGAUCAUCAGGAAGGGACAAACUUAUUUUUUUUUUGUUUCCAAAGCCCUUUAGAACAGUCCCUAAAUUCAGAUGGUGGAUGAGAGAAAGCAACUUGACAUGAAUUAUUCUUGCCAUGUGAGGACCCAGUGGCACAGUCUAAAAAAUGGUGUGCAAAAUAUUUGAACCACUUUCUACAUCUCUCAAUGUGGUGUAGGUACCCCUGUUCUUUGACCUUGCAGGAUCCCAGUUGACUAUCAGAAGCCAGGGUCACGUGCAGCAACUUUCUAAUUGUUCUAACAGUGAGGAGUUGUUUAUCAUUGACUCUUGUAUAUUCCUGAUUGUUGUGUAUCUCAUCUCGGAAAUGUUGAAGUCUGCAAAGAGAGCUUGGGUUCAUCAGCUCUCCAGUCCCUUCCCAUUGUGCUAACUGCCCACUUCCUGUCCUCUCCCUUCCUCACCCAGACUAAGCACCCCUGUGCUCCCCUGUGGGGAGGGGAGAUGCUGCCUGGAGUCACUUUCUGAUGUGCCAGUAGGGGUGCUGCUGUGCAGGGUGACUGCCUGCCCUGCCCCCCACUGACCCCCCAGAUCUUGUACUACCUCUGUCUUCUUCAGGCAUUGGGAUACCUAAGUCACGUCAAAACUGCCAAUUUCAGGACUGAGAUGUGUUCAAAAACAAAAACUUAAAGAAUCCACUUAGUACUUUAGCUUUUAAAACUGGGAAGAAAAUGUGAUAUACUUUGGACCACUUUUUUUUUUAAUUUAUAUAAGCCUUAAUGAAUGGUGUAUAUACACUUGAGUACGCACACUCCACCCCAGAGUGUUUUCAGUGUGUGAGAAAAUGCUGUAGCUUUAGUAUGUGAGCCUGUGUAAUGAUUCCUAAGAAAAGGGGUAGCUUUCUGUUGGUACAGAAUUUUCCAGGAAAACCACUCCUUUUGACAUCUCUCCUGUAUUAAAGAUGUUGCCCUCAAAGCAAUGCAUGUUUGAAGCGCAUGUCUCUUUGCUGGUUUUAUGUUUGUAAGGAGUAAUGACAUCACUUCGUGUACUGCAUUCUCGACCUGGCACCAGUGCAUCGAAAGCCUUUCUCAGGACCAUAACCUGCAUCAACAGAAGCCUGUGUUCCCGUAUAAGCCAGUCUGCCCCUCGUACCCGGACUGAUUUCACCUAGAUUGUCAUGGUUCCCUUCAUGUUAAUUUUGUGUGACUGUUGUUCUUACUACUCUGUAUGUAACAUAACUGUAUACCUACAUAUGCUGUCCAAAUAUAUGUGUAUAUAUUUGUAUAGCAUUUUUACACCUCUACGAGUAAUCCGGUUUCAAAAAAGGGAGAGCUCAGUCCCUUCUGCAGUUUUCUCCAAGCUGUGUGCUGAGAAUUCUGAUGCUCAGAGCCGAGAGAACCCUAGGAAGAUGUUAAUUCGCUGUCAUUUAUUAAUUCAUGAUCUGUUAUCAAAUGAAACCUGAAAAAAAAAACUGACUUUUAAGGUGAAAAGUGUUUCAAGCAUUCCAAAUGAAUUCUCAAUGUUUCAUAACUUUUUAUUAUAAACCCACCUCCUAAAAUGAAGCCAAGUACUAUUUGGUCAAACAAAACCAACUACCUUGAUUUUUUUUUUUAAGACAACUUAUGGAUAAUGCUCAUUUUCACAAUCGGAAUAGCUUUAAAAUAAGGUUGAAUUUGAUACAGGAAAAGUUUUGUUCAAGAACAAGUCCUUUUUGCUUUUCUUUCUUGAGAGCUAAAGAGAAACCGUCGCUUGUUUUCCUGACAGCAAAAAGAGUAAUGUGGCAAAAUGAAGUCAUUGUAAAAAGUGAUGCGACUUGUCGAAUAUUUAAUAAAGAAUUAUGGAAGCUGGAGCAUUUUCUACAGCAAAUAUUA
Molecule: messenger RNA, 8774 nt
Organism: Urocitellus parryii (Arctic ground squirrel)
Lineage: Eukaryota; Metazoa; Chordata; Mammalia; Rodentia; Sciuridae
Gene: Nedd4l
Product: NEDD4 like E3 ubiquitin protein ligase
Biological process (GO): regulation of dendrite morphogenesis; receptor catabolic process; ubiquitin-dependent protein catabolic process
Cellular component (GO): cytoplasm
Molecular function (GO): sodium channel inhibitor activity; ubiquitin protein ligase activity; protein binding
Source: RefSeq, a predicted model, not a curated record